CCCGACCACCACCACCUCCAUCCAUCUACCACACAUCUCGGGUUUCUUUUAGACCCGUUUCUGUCGCAAUGGUGAAGAGAAAAUUGGGGGCCUUGGAAAAGGUCGAGGCUGACUUGCCUAAUCUCCAACAUAAAAUUCGACGGGACCCCAAGUCCUAUGUGGAGGACUUCCGCGCUCAACACUACCAGUAUGAGAGUCACCGAGAGAUCUUCAUGGCGGCGCCUGCGUCUGCGGCCGAUACGGGAAUUAUUUCGCUGCGAGAACUGAUCGAUUUCAUCGCUCAUGUGGCCGACUGCUACCCUGAAAUCACCAAGGACUUCCCUCAAGAGCUCAUCGACAUCUUGUCGCAACAUCACCAGGUGUUGGAACCGGAGCUGCGUGAAAAGAUCGUCGGAAGCCUGGUUCUUUUGAGGAAGAAGGACCUUCUUGAUUCGGCGACAUUGUUGCAAACACUUUUCCCGAUUCUCAUCACGACACCGAGCAAAACGCUCAGGGCACUCAUUUUCCAAAAGAUUCUGAUGGAUCUUCGCUCAUCUAACUCCAAGACGAUAAAUCACAAGCUUAAUCGGACCAUGCAAACCGUUCUCUUCAACUUGGUGACUUCGGAUCGAACCUCGUCCAAGGGCUUAUGGGCCAUCAAGCUCACCCGUGAACUGUGGAAGCGGCAGAUCUGGACGGACGCCAAAGCUGUUGAGGUUAUGAAAGAGGCUAGUCUUUCUGAAAACGAGAAGGUUAUCGUCGGCGGUGUUCGCUUUUUCCUGGGCGGCGACAAGGAGCGCGAAGACAUGGAAGAUGAAAGCAGUGACGAUGAAGCCGUUGACGUCGGUAAAAUCAAACACCAGGUUGGAAUCAACAAGAAGACGAGAAAGAAGUCUCGCGCAGUGGAAAAGGCGAAAGCGACGGUGAAGAGAAAGGAGCGCAAGAAGAAUCAGCCCCAUCCUCUGAACUUCUCUGCCCUCCACCUUCUACACGACCCUCAAGGCUACGCGGAGUCUUUGUUCUCGAAACACCUGCAGAAUACCAAGUCAAAGCUGAAUUUGGAGCAGAAGCUUCAAGUGCUUCAACUUGUUUCCCGGCUGGUUGGAUUGCAUAAGCUGCACAUCAUGCACCUUUACUCUUAUUUCCAGAAAUACCUUACCCCACGGCAGCCGUCCGUUACGUCAUUUUUGGCAUCUCUUGCGCAGGCUUCGCAUGACUUAAUUCCACCGGAUGACCUCGAGCCGUUGGUCCAGAAGAUUGCCAAUGAAUUCGUGUCGGAGGCCUCGGCGUCGGAAGUUGCUACGGCGGGUCUCAACGCCAUCCGAGAGGUUUGUGCACGACAGCCCCUGGCUAUGAACGAGACUUUGCUACAGGAUCUCGUCAUGUACAGGAAGAGCAAAGAUAAGGGUGUCGUGAUGGGAGCCCGGGGCUUGCUUAGUCUCUACAGAGAUCUUAACCCAGAGAUGCUGAAGCGGCGUGACCGCGGAAAGGAGGCAUCUAUGGGUCUACGGUCAGGAGACAAGAAGGAGAAGCGAUUUGGAGAGCAGGAGGCUGGCGGCAUCGAGGGUAUCGAGCUGCUGGAGAACUGGAAGGAGGCGGAGCGCAAGAAGAGACUGGCCGAGAAGGGCUUGCCCUCUGACGCGGAAGAAGAUGAGGAGGAGGAUGAAGCAGCGAAUUGGGCGGCUUGGAAUGUGGAAGAUGAUGACGAUAGCGAUGAUUCUGGCGGAUGGAUCAAUGUGCAGAGCGAAGACGAAAUUGAGCUGAGCGACUCGGAAGACGAGAAAGACGGCCCUCCUUCGAAGAAAGCCAAGCAGGGCGAAGAGAAGACGAAGUCCGACGCCACAGAGAACAAGCCCGAGCCAUCCAAACCAAGCAUCGCGACCACCCGCAUUCUUACGCCAGCCGAUCUUGCCAAACUCCAAGAGCUUCGUACCGAAGCGGCCGUCAACGACCUUGUCUCGGGUGGCAAGCCUCGUCGUGGACAGCAGGCGAACGCGGCCCGUCAUACAGACGACCCUCUGACCGCCGAAGAGAUCGAAGGAUUGGCUGCCUUGUCUGCCGGUAAACUCACUCGGGAGGAACGAAUUGCUCAUGCUAAGGAGGGCAAGACUGACCGCGCCGAACAUAAGAGCGUGACGGCGAAGCGCAAGGAGCGCAAGGAAUCGGAGGGCAAGAGUACUACGAACAAAGAAAAGGCACGCAAGAAGAACUUCCUGAUGACCUUGGGUAAGGCUAGAAGCAAGGGAAAGAGAAGUUUGGUGGAAACACGUAACGUGUUGAGAGCUCAUCAAGACCGACAGAAACGUGGUGGUCGCAGAGGAAACUUUGGGCAGUAGGUAGAGUUGGUCGUAUAUAGCUAGUCUAAAAAUGUGUUUUUGAUAU
Molecule: messenger RNA, 2361 nt
Organism: Aspergillus steynii IBT 23096
Lineage: Eukaryota; Fungi; Ascomycota; Eurotiomycetes; Eurotiales; Aspergillaceae
Product: SDA1 family protein
Exons: 4
Coding region: 69-2315 (748 amino acids)
Biological process (GO): ribosomal large subunit export from nucleus; ribosomal large subunit biogenesis
Cellular component (GO): nucleolus
Source: RefSeq, a predicted model, not a curated record